GGUGCUGCUGCGCGGCCUAGGGCCCAUGCUGGCCUCCUGCUGUGGGCUGCUCUUUGUGGUGACCAGCGUGCCGGACCAGUUCGGCUUCUCGUACCUGCAGUACACGGACCCCACCGUAUUGCUCGCGCUGCUCUACGCGUACGCGCUGCAGAUGCUCACGUUCGUGACGCUCGUCACCACGUUCUUCACUUCGGAGACGCUUGUUGUGCUGGCCACAUGCUUCGCGGUGCUCGUCUCCUUCCUGCCGUACCUUCUUUUCGUCGAGAUGACCUUCGCCGUUCGCCUCCUCUGCUGCGUGCUGCCGAACACUGCUCUGCAGCUGGCCAUGGACAUCAUCCUCACCUUCGAACGAGACAUUGUGGGCAUGCAGUGGGACCAGCUGAACGCGAUGUUAGCCCCGGACGUGCCUAGCCUAGCGUCGGUACUGCUGGUCAUGCUGCUGUCAGUGACAGUUAACCUCGCUCUGGCUCUUAUAAUGGACGACCUGCUGCCGCUCUCAACCAACAUCGAUGGACCACGACUCUUUCGCGGCUUCACGGCAUUACAACGCCGAACACCGUGGUUGGUUGCCGAUCCCGAGCACGAUCUGUUCGAACCCAGCGAGCACCGACUCUCCGAGCCACCGGGAAUUUACGUGGACAACGUGACCAAGUGCGAGGGAGCCCAUGUCACAGAAAAUGCGGCGCCGGGGUGGGCGGUGUUGUCGGAGGGUUAUAGUGGUGAGAACCAUUUAACGCAGGUCCUCGGCCGCCGUGUCGUGCUGAGCAACGUUAGAUUGCGUGUCUACGAAGGCGAAGCUGUGGCGCUGCUGGGCCCCAACGGCAGCGGCAAGUCGACGCUCGCCAACAUCAUCGCCGGCUUCGAGGCACCAUCCGGAGGAGACGUCUUCUUGUCUACACACAGCGUGCGCCGUACGCCUCGCGCGGCCCGUCGUCGCCUCGGUUUUCUGCCGCAGACCUGCAUGCUCUUUCCGUACAUGACCAUCAACGAGAAUCUGCACUACUUCUCCAAGAUGACAGACGAGUACAUCUCUUCAGCGCUGGUGAAUGAGCUGCUUCGGACGUUCUUCUUGCACACACGUCGGAACGAUCUGAUCAGCGAGCUCUCGCAAGGGCUCCAAAAGUGCGCCGGACUUUGCGUUGCACUUAUGGCAGCGCCAAAGGUGAUUGUGCUUGAAGACCUCACGGGGGGUGUAGACGUCAUGCUGCGACGCCGCAUGCUGAAGCUUCUCAAGACAGUCAAGGACCAAUGCAGCAUAAUAAUAACCAGCCACAGGCCAGACGAACUGGAGUUUGUCGUCGACAAGGUCGCCAUUCUUGCUCGAGGCGUGGUGCAGUGCAUGGGGUCGCCGACGUUCCUCAGAGAGGCAUACGCGGUGCCCUACCGAUGUCGCCUCAUCCGGGAAAAUACCGAGUGCCGCUCUGCGCUCAUUGAAGCGCAGUUCCGGGAGUGCCUGCCGAACGCCAAGCUCAUAUCAAAGGCCGCCAACGAGCUCCUGUUUUCGCUAGGAACAAGAAAGUUGUACCACUUUGGCCACACUUUCCGCUCACUGAAUGAGUCGGCACCGUCCCUGUACAUCCGGGACAUCGGGUUUCCGUACUUGAGCCUGGAGGACGUUCUGGUGAGUGUCCCGAUUCGCGUGAGUUACAUGUCCGGCGAGGCCAUGGUGCCACCGACCGGAGGGCUUAACAUCGCUCCCGGCGCCAAGGUGCACACGGCCCGAAGCGGCGGUGUGCUCUGGCGCGGCCUGCUGGCGCUGCAGCGUUACCGCCUGCUGCACCUCGGAAGGCACGUGGGGCUGUACACGCUGCUGCUCCUAAUGGGUGCCUUGCUCUUCCUCGUGUUCUGUGACCGAGUGGCGGCCGUCAGGGUACCCUUCCCCCGCUCACUUCCCCGGACGCCACUGGAUCCUGGUGCGCUGCGAGAAGGAUAUGUGCACAGCGUGACCGAGACGACAGACCUCGCACAGGCAGUCGUCGGACUUGGGGCACAGCUCGGGGUCAAGAUCUCACCCGCAACCGUCGGUGCUGGUGACGCACUUGCCAUGACAAAUUCCACGCACAGCUUUGCCUACGAGCUGGGAACUCAGGCUCUGGUUGCGUGGUACAACGUUCACUCGCGAAGGUCCGAGGCUCUAUCCCUGCUGCUGCUACAGAACGCCGCUCUGCAGUUGGUCAGCGGCAACAGCGCGCAGCGCGUCGAGGCUGCGAUCGAGUUCCUGCCAGGUGGUGCGUCUGUGAGCCCCGCCAACGUCUUUUCCUGGCUCUCUGAUGUUGAGCUGAAGUUGAGCGGCGCCACGUUCGUUCCUAUAUCGCUAGGACUUUUCAGCGCCGCCGCGGCACUGUUCCCGGCAAUUGACGAGGCUGAUGGCGGUCGGAUUAUGCAGCGCAUGUCUGGAGUGCCCGGUGCCCUUUACUGGCUGUCCAACAUUUUCUGGGACUACACGGUGCUGUACAUGCUGUACAUGCUCAUACUGGCACCCAUGGUGGUCAUCUGGGGAUUCGGCGACAGUUUCGAGUUCUGGGUUUCCGUCAUACUUCUGUUUGCCGUCUACGGGUGGGCAGCCAUACCGCUCGCCUAUGUCCUGUCGCAGAUGACGGGACCUAGACCAGCGAGAGCCUUCGCUCUGGCGGUCAUCGUUAAGUGCGUCUUCGGUGUUCUGGCUGUGUUGUACGUGAUCCGGCUUCACCUGACGUACUACCUGAGCGAAGAGGAAUCGCUCAGCCGGAACGUCCUCGAGAUGAUCACCACCGCCACCCGCAUGCUGCCGACGGUCUCUAUAUCGUGGGGGCUAGGCCGAGCCAUGUGGCUGACGUCUCUCAACGAUCUCUGCCACAUGGACAACGAGGCGGACUUCAUGCAGGCCUGCCGUAUCCUAAACGCCACAGAGUCACCCAUGCAUCUAGUGCGGCGCUUCUGGUUCCUGGUGCGCUGCUGCAACGAACGGCUGACAUGCAUGGCCGGUGUCCACAAAUGCUCGCUGCCUAAUGCCCGCCUGCUCACGUGGAAUCCGCACUCGGUUUGGCCCGAGGUUGCCAGCCUCCUGCUCACGGGCCUGAUCUGCCUGGCCACGCUGUGCUUCAUGGAAACUAACGUGUGGCGGCUGCUUCGUCGUAUGUGCGGCUACCAGCCACACCUCUACAUUACGCGCGCGCCGCAGUGCGAUCUUCGGGAAAGCGAGAAGCAGCGCCUAGUGCGGUACUUCAAGGACAAGACGCUGCCGUGUGUCGACACGAUGGUGGUGAGUCACAUACGCCAAGAAACCGGCCCGUACGCGCCACUUCACGACGUCAACCUGUGCAUGCACCGGCGAGAGUGCCUCGCCCUGUUGGGUCCCACCGGCUCCGGUCGGUCCCUCCUGCUGCGUGUACUCACCGCGCAGGUGCCCGUGUCGGACGGUAACGCUCACCUCCGUGGCGCCGACCUGUUCUCCCAUCCGUGCGAGUUUGUCCGGGCACUGGGCUACGCGUCCGAAGAGCGCCGAGCCGCGAGCUGGCUUACGGGCCGCCAGAUUCUGCGUCACGCCGCCCGUAUGCGUCGCGUGCCGGCCCCGGCCGUGGCCGUGGUCGUCGAGCAGCUGCUGCGCAUGCUGGAUCUUGUGGAGCAGGCCGAGCACCAGGUGGCCGUGUACAGCUGCGGAGAGCGCGCCAAGCUGGCCGUCGCGUUGGCAUUGGUGGGCGCGCCACCAGUGGUGCUGCUGGACAAACCGACUGAGGGCCUGGACCCCGUUGCCCGGCGACGCAUCUGGCAUACCAUCAUCACCUUCGUCAAGAAGACGCACAUGUCUGUGCUCUUGGCCACCGACGACAUUGAAGAAGCAGAAGCGGUGGGUUCGCGAGUGCUGUUCCUGCACCGUGGACGUGCACGGCGUAUGCUACACGAGGAGGAGCUGUAUCCGGACACGGAGCGCGGAUACGAGAUCACCAUGUCGUUAGAUGGUUUGACAGGAAUGACCGCUCAAGCUGCACAACAGGAGAUCACGGACACCGUACAAAGUCUGUUCCCGGACCGCACUGUUGCUGUCACAUCCCUACAGUCGUACGUGCGAUUCCGCGUCAUGGACAACACGGUCAAUUGGGAGUUGCUGGUCGACGCCCUGGAUGGCCUGCGGCUGUCGCUAGGCCUGUCCGAUUGCCGUGUGCUGGUCACCACUGUGCUGCAGUGCGCAUUCUACCGGCGCCUCGUGGAGAGGCCGUCGACUCCGGCGCCAUCGAUUCUCAUGUCGCCAGCCUCGCCCGUACCCGGUCCGGCCGCUGCUGGAGGAGCCGGGGAGCUGUACGCUGGUCCAGCGCCACGCUCGGCAUUCCCCAGCCGCUAUGCUUAUCCAACGGGCAAGGAAUAAAUGUUUUGCGGCCACA
Messenger RNA from Rhipicephalus sanguineus (brown dog tick), 4358 nucleotides. RefSeq names its product phospholipid-transporting ATPase ABCA3-like. The coding region runs from base 26 to 4342 and encodes 1438 amino acids. The transcript is spliced from 17 exons. Gene Ontology annotation, molecular function: ATP hydrolysis activity; ABC-type transporter activity; ATP binding. Gene Ontology annotation, cellular component: membrane; intracellular membrane-bounded organelle. The record is from RefSeq and is a predicted model, not a curated record. Gene Ontology annotation, biological process: transmembrane transport; lipid transport. Lineage: Eukaryota; Metazoa; Arthropoda; Arachnida; Ixodida; Ixodidae.